Messenger RNA from Hevea brasiliensis (rubber tree), 1541 nucleotides. Its product is annotated as nuclear transcription factor Y subunit A-9. The transcript is spliced from 5 exons. Gene Ontology annotation, biological process: regulation of transcription by RNA polymerase II. Gene Ontology annotation, cellular component: CCAAT-binding factor complex. The record is from RefSeq and is a predicted model, not a curated record. Gene Ontology annotation, molecular function: DNA-binding transcription factor activity, RNA polymerase II-specific; RNA polymerase II cis-regulatory region sequence-specific DNA binding. Bases 171 to 1094 code for a protein of 307 amino acids. Lineage: Eukaryota; Viridiplantae; Streptophyta; Magnoliopsida; Malpighiales; Euphorbiaceae.
CUUCGUCUUCUUCUUCUUCUUCUUCUUUUUCUUGGUCUUCUUUUUAAAUUUUUGAAAUAUUGUUUAGUAAAAAAAAUUGCUUCAUCUUCGUUCUGUUCUGUUUUCCUGUUGGUUUCUUCAAAACGGAAAGCAACAUAUUUGGAAAUUGUGGAUUUCAUUUAGUAAGAAGCAUGCAAAUGAAAUUGGACAACACUAACCAUCCACAGUUAGAUUCUAAUAGUUUAAAGCGUUCAUCUAAAGCUUGGUGGCAUGCUACGGGGAAUAAUGUUGUCUUCUCAAAUAUGUUAGAGGAAAGAACGGAGAAUGUGUCUCCAUCAAAAUACAUGGAUGGUGGCUUUGGGGGUGAAGCUACAAAAUCACAAGCGAAGCAUCAGGUUGAUGAGGGGAUUGAUGCUAAUAAAGAAAUGCAAUUCACUGUAUUGUCCCAAUCAGAUGGAAAACAUGGUGAAGAACAUCAACAUCCACAACAUUUUGUGAACAUUACGUCUCCAACAAUGGUUGAAUACUUUGUAUCACCUACCCAACCAAACCUUGUUGGCCACUCAUUUGUCCAUUCUCAUUAUCCUGGAGCCCACCCCUCUAGAAUGGUGUUGCCUCUUGAAAUGAAAGAAGAACCUGUUUAUGUAAAUGCAAAGCAGUAUCAUGGCAUUCUAAGGAGAAGACAAUCACGUGCUAAGGCUGAGCUGGAAAAGAAACUUAUAAAAGUUAGAAAGCCUUAUCUUCAUGAAUCUCGUCAUUUACAUGCUAUGAGAAGGGCAAGAGGUUGUGGAGGCCGCUUUGUGAACACUAAGAAGCUUGAUAAUAGUGCUGCUAACACCACACCUGAUAUCGUCAGCAACUUUAGUGAAACUGUUCCAAAACCUCCCACCUGCUCAUCACUGGCUCACUCUUCUAAGGAUUCUCAUCCAUCAUCAGCAGGUAAUGAUGCGGUAAUAGAACCCCAUUUACAUAAAAAGGAACAGACCUAUACUAGUGAUAAUGGUAAUGACAAUGGAUGCUACCAAUACUUUCUUGGAUUUCAAUUGUCUUCAUAUCACUCUCAAUCAGAUAGGAUGGUGGAAAAAAGGGACUGUAACAUGAAAGAAAUAUGGUGAUUCUGGUGUCACGCAUAGGCAUCACCAGCACUAAACCUUCCUUGGAAUCCAAAGGUUUUCGAUGAUUGCUUUAUGUGCUAAAUCUCCGUUUUACCUUUCAGUUUGUUGGGCACAUACUACUGGUGCUACUUCAUGCUCGUUUGCUUCCUGUAGAAGAUGUUUUCUUUCUUACUGAUUGGGGAUUGUUUAUGGUUGGCAAAGGUGGAAGUAUCAACCUUGGUCAUAUGUAGAGGAUCCAGGGUAUAUGUAUUUGGAUUUAUAUAUUUGUGCUUGCAGGCAACUCAUCCUUGGCUUAUAGAAAGGUAUAUUUCUAGUUUUGCUUGUGUUUUCUUUUACCUGUAUAUAUGGUGGAGGCUGUAGAAGAAGGUGAGGACAUGUAGUUAUAUAUUGAAACUUUUUGGUACAGAUGUAAUCAAAGUAAGUGAACCGAGUAUGGCUUGAACUUAA